Molecule: messenger RNA, 4400 nt
Organism: Paramormyrops kingsleyae
Lineage: Eukaryota; Metazoa; Chordata; Actinopteri; Osteoglossiformes; Mormyridae
Gene: sack1fa
Product: family with sequence similarity 83 member Fa
Biological process (GO): signal transduction
Molecular function (GO): protein kinase binding
Source: RefSeq, a predicted model, not a curated record
UAGCCUGAAAUAUUAUUUGUGAUUCAAAUAUUGAUGGAAGAAUAUGAUAGACCAUAAUAAUAACUAAAGGUAACUUUGCGCACCGGUUACCUGUAGGCCUACUUUACAGUUUUUAUGCAAAACUUGCGGCAGGUGCAUAAAUCCUGGAGAAGCUUACCUGCCGGGAUGAUUGAUAGCAGCGCCGCUUAAAAUCGUCUGUGUCGUAUUUAUCCCCCACAGCAAAUGAUAAAUAUAGUCUACUAAUAAACGUUUGACAUUAGUUCUCUCUGUGUACAGCAGCGCCGCUUAGCCCCGCCCCUUUCGUGAAGGAGAAGCUUACCUGCCAGGUGAGGGGGAUGACUGACAGCAGCGCCGCUUAGCCCCAUGCCUUUCGUGAUGGAGAAGCUAACCUGCCGGGUGAGGCGGAUGAUUGACAGCAGCGUCCAUAUAGCCACGCCCCUUUUCGCGAAAGAGAAGCUUACCUGCCAGGUGAGGCGGAUGAUUGACAGCAGCGCCGCCCCUCUCCCCACGCUCACCUACAGUAAGUCACACAGGUAAAGGAGAUACGCGGCUUCGCUUAUCGGGCCGAGCGCCGCCAUGGCCGAAUCCCAGCUGGGCAUCCUGGACGACUGCCAUGUGAACGAAAAGGUGCCGGAGUGGCGACCCGAGUUUUACUAUAGCGAGGAGCAGCGGGCGGCCAUCGAGCAGCUGCUGCGGCAUGGCGAUGGCGCCUUCAAGAUGCAGCUCCGCGACGACAACGCGAAGGACUUCCUAUCGGCCCGGGAGGUGAAGACCAUCCGGGACACGCUGCAGCCCUAUGCCGCCGACGGCGACGAUUCGAGCUGCGGCUCCCCCACGCACUCGGGGCUUCCGUCCACCUACUGGCCGCAGCUGUCGGACACGGAGCCGCCGCCUCUGGACAUCGGCUGGGCUGACGGGGCAAUUUACAGAGGAGCGACCCGGGUCUCGGUUCACACACAUCCGCCCAAAGACAGGGGACCGCACAUUAAAGAGGUGGCGCGCAGGAUGAUCCAGGAGUCCAGUAAGGUGAUUGCUGUGGUCAUGGACCUCCUCACCGACCUGCAUAUCCUCCAGGACCUGCUGGACGCCAUCGUCAAGCGGAGCGUGUCCGUCUAUGUCAUCCUCGAGGUCAGAGGCGUGCCGCACUUCCUGGACAUGUGCAGCCGGCUGCAGGUCAUGGCGCCGCACCUGCGGGGCAUGCGGCUGAGGUCCGUGCAGGGCUGCGGCUUGGCUCUGUCGCUGGGGCGCCUGCCCGGCUCCCUGGGCAGUAAGUACAUGCUGGUGGACGGGGAGAAGGUGAUGUUCGGCUCGUACAGCUUCACCUGGAGCUGCUCCCGCCUGGACCGGAACGUGGUCACCGUGCUGACAGGCCAGACGGUCGACGUGUUUGACACCGACUUCCGGGAGCUGUACGCCGUCUCCCAACAGGUGGACCUCUACAAGGAGUUCCACAUGGCCAAGCCGGCCGUGCCAGUGCCCGUCUGGCCUGCGCUGGACCACAGGGUGCCCCCGACGAUGCCAGCCUCCCGAUUCCAGCAGGAGUCCGGCCAGGCUCGGCUCAAGGUGCCGGCCCACAAGUACCACAACCCCAAGUACUCCUUGGUGGUGGGGAACAGUUUGGGCCUGGCAGUUUCCCUGCAGGACCUGACCAUGAUCAGGGAAGCCCUGGGCACUGAGGAGACUUGCCCUGACCUCCAGGAGGUCAACCAUCAGAACCAUGACAGAUUCACCCCUGGGGUGGAUAGCAGUGGUACGGCACCAGCCAGUGGAAUCAGGGCAAUGAGGUCACAUGCCUCCUUCAGGAACUUCCCGAAGGGGAGGUCGGCCAAUCAGAAUGGAGUGGCAGAGGGUGAGGACACGCCCAACCCUUCAAACCCCUCCCCCGACACGGACGCACCAGACAGCGCCGACUCCGAGGAACUGGAGGAGGACGGCUUCAAGGUCAUUUUCUCGGAGAUGCCGGCGCAGCUGAAAGGGAAACUGAGAAAGCCCUCCAAGCUGAACCAGAGAAGCGUGUCCCUGCAGGCGGUGAACGUGGUGGAUGAAGGCUUUAAAGGGCGUCGGCGGCACUCGAAGAAGCCUUGUAUUCAGUCCUGAGUAAGAGAAGCGGGGGGGUCCAGCCCUGACACCCCUGAGACUUCAGUGGAUAAAAGGCAGGAGCAGGUGUCUGCCUGUGAAGUCUGGCAGUAUGUGCAGCGUGGAACCACACGCAUCCCGUAGAAAGCCGGUCUGAUGUUCCUGCGGCACCCUUUUCCACUCACACAGAUGGCAGACACCCCCGCCCGCCCUGAAAAGUGGUGCAGUCCACAAGGUCAACAGUAUCACAUGUCACGGGUGGCAACUUUGUAGCAAGACAAAUAUUCGGUUGCUAUGUUGCCAUGUCUCACGCAUCCUGGGGGGGGCGGCGGCAGUCUAAUGUUUACAAACAGCACAUGGGAGCACCAUGCAUGUGGGACACCCCAGUUAAACCAGGACUUCUGAGCGAGACACUGGGGUCCCAGAUACCGGAACAUUCUUCUGCUGGAUGCUGCACAAUGACAUCGAUCUAUGAUGAAUUUAACAAUAUAUGAAACAAAAUAUGAAAUAACUCAUAUUAUUAUAUAUAAAAUGACAGUAUUGUUUUGGGUGAUAAAUCUGGGCAUUAAUCAAACGUCUUGGCAUUUUUUAACAAUGCAAAACCAUGACUGAAUUCUCCAUCAUUUGAUGUGAUGAGCACAGCUGUACUUUUUUGGUUUCCGGUAAAAGUCUGUUUGGCAUCCAAGGCCCUUUGACUAGCGAAUGCAAUGCUGAAUAGUUUCCAGCAGGUGGCCUCGCGUUUAAGAAACCACCGAAGGCACCGAGAAAUAACAGAAAUAUCAUGGGUAAAAUCAGUUUUGCUCUCAGUACACCCGGCUGUAGCAGGUUAAAAACUUCCUGAAGUAGCGGAAGAAACCGAAACCGUUUGCUCACCGUAAUGCACGCUGCCUGAUCGUGCGUGUUUAUGGAUGUGCACGCCCAUAACUGUCUGUCUGAUUCUGUGUAUACGUGUACCGUAUGCGUAAGGUAUGUACCUAUAGUGUUGAAGUGAAAGACUUCACAGUACAACAAAGGACGGCACCUUGCUCAGGUUAUGUCAGUAGUACCUUACUGGCCGAGGAUUCAUACAAUAUGCGGUCUCAAGUAUAAUUUCUUAAGAAUUAGACCAUGCAUAUGACCAUGUGCUCGCCCGACGGCGGGCAGUGUGGGCGUAGUGUGCUGUGCUGUGCAAUUCGGUGAGACUGAGCGCAGCCCGUCUUACCUUGCUUAUCGCCCUCGAUCUACCCGGGCGGGGAGCGAAACGGGGCGGCGGAAACACACAGGAAGCGGAGGUGGGAAGGAAGUGGAGCGGAGCUGUUAUUGAUGGGGCCAACAUGGGGUAUUUGAGGGGGUAAAUAGUGCAUCGGUUUUAAACAGGCAGCAACCUUAACCUGCAUAUACACAGUCUGGGUCACAGUUUAAGCGACUCUGUCUAUAACCAGCUUUGUUCAACACGCUGCAUUGAGAACCUCUGGCCAGGACUGAUAACCCUCAGCUCUUUAAACCGGUACAGUUGCUACGUGCCUUACUCUGAAAUGUGAACUGAAACAAUAUGCUCGCCAAAAAAAGAUCUUAACCGCCCCCCUCUGCCGAUAAUCCUGCGUCACAUAAUCAAAUCAUCAGAUGAACCGUAUAUCCGCUCGUCUCCAAGGCUUCGCCCCAUCAGACCCAUAGACUGUCAGUAACAGCAUUCAAUGAAGUCACGGAAAAAUUACCAGUAGCUGCCAUCUGCUGGCUGAUACGUGAACUACAAGGCUACAACCACAUCCGGAAAAUCUAUGGGGAUGUGCAUUCUAUUCCGUCUUAAAUGUGGAAAAACUGUCAAAUCUGUAAAAUACUUUUGCAUAAGAGACCAACACCACCUCAUUUAUUCCCAUUUAUUCCAUUGUCUCAGCAUGCAUCUCUGUAACCCCGCCUCGGGUGAUCUUCCGAAUCAUUAACGUCCUGAAAGGACGACCCAGGCUGGACCGCGGCUUGUCUUGGGGCAUCUUUCCUCCGCUUCCUGAUCGGCUGGGCAUGUGGCAAGCUACAGCUGUACCGAUACCUGCGCGCAUGCGUGUUUACUGUGCGGGGCUGGUGCAGGUCUGUCUGAAGCGAUAAGCUCCUCCUUGCAUUCUCAGCUUUCAGGCCUGUGGUCUGUGAUGCGUUUCUCAUUAAACCCGAGUACGCUUCUGCUAACUGCGCUUAUAUAUAACACAACUGAAAGCUAACCCAUUUCUGCAUUUCGCUCCCUAUGCAUUUGUAUACUUCAGUGCUGUUAUUUGUGUCUGACAAACAGUGUGGUUAGUAAAUCAUAAUGCUGACUGAUUUUUUCUUUCUUUUAGAAUUACAAUUUUAUAAUGUGA